Molecule: messenger RNA, 1002 nt
Organism: Aspergillus eucalypticola CBS 122712
Lineage: Eukaryota; Fungi; Ascomycota; Eurotiomycetes; Eurotiales; Aspergillaceae
Exons: 2
Coding region: 119-733 (204 amino acids)
Source: RefSeq, a predicted model, not a curated record
CUUAUUUCAUAACCAUCGCUAUCAUGACAUCUUCGCCGAACCAGACAUUCUUAAAUAGCCCAUAUACAGUGCUAUUCUGGCGGUAGCUUCAGGUCUCUGGAGAACUCACUCUGAAAACAUGAAAGCUAUAAAUCGUUCCUUCUACCACACAAUCGACGCUAAGUCCUAUCAUGACAGGCCCAGCUGUCUCGUCUGCGGCUUUGUCUUUGCGAACGGGACCAGCGAGGACGAUCAUUACAGUUACGUGGAUACGAGAUACUAUGUAGGAAGUAACCUCUGUCGCGCUGAGCUUCUAGAGGAUUGGAGACCUUCUGAGAAGAAAAGAUGGGGGAAGAAAACAUGGUGGAACACUUCCCGCGCAGUUCUAUACCGCCCUGCAACAGGCACCUGCCGACUUUCUGGGGUCAUCAUGCAUCCUCUGACAACCGGAUUGAUUCCAAUGAAUGAGACAGAUGGAUAUAUUUGCGGUAGUUGGGGGGGCUGGUUAUCCCCCAAAGAACGACAAGCUUUCGUACUUCCGGACAUUCUAUGCCCAACCCAGGAGCCGGAGCCCGACGUUGAGUGGGUGGCUUACUUUGUUCACUCUCGCUGCUGGGAGCUACUUACUCACCACGACUUGGGGACGAUUGCGGAGAAGGACCUGGGCAUAGUUCUCGACGCUCUCCGAGGCAGACGUAAGAAAACCGGUUACCAACCUAGAUCCUGGUAUUGGAUGUUGUGUCGGGAAGGUUAGGGUCCCCCCAGGUCCGACAUUCGAUGACGCUGACCUUGAAUCUCUACCAGAUCCUGUUCGUACAAAAUGCGUUACAGAAGCCAUUUGUCUAGCACUAAAACACGAAAAGCGAAGGAAAUUGAUGAUGAAACGAAAGGGCCAUUCGGUCACCCGAAAGGCACCACGUCCCAGACCCUGCGUUCUUCCGAUGGAAAUACUUUACAUGAUUCUUAGAUAUCUUCCAUAUCAGACGAUUGCGAACGUGGAAAAAGGAUUGCGCCUCAACCUCG